Molecule: messenger RNA, 1788 nt
Organism: Anopheles darlingi
Lineage: Eukaryota; Metazoa; Arthropoda; Insecta; Diptera; Culicidae
Exons: 6
Coding region: 1-1602 (533 amino acids)
Source: RefSeq, a predicted model, not a curated record
AUGAAGCUCCCCAUCGCAUUGCUGGCCAUGGUGGCCGUGCUCAGUAACGCGGCGGUUAUAGUGCCACGAGAACCGGCUCCUCGCACUACCCUUAACGAAGCGUUGGCCCAGCUGCUCGAGAACAUCCGUGAGCUGCUGCGAACCGGCGAUCCCGAACGUGGCCUUCCGGUGUUGGCCCCGCUCCAAACAGAUCGUCUCGAUGUCGAUCUCAGUUUGGGUGGAUUGCUGGACUUCACGGCUAUUCUGAACAAUCUGUAUCUGGACGGGCUAGACCGAUUCCAGGGAACGCUCACGCUGAACGUAAUGUUGAUGGAGUUCACGUACGAUUUUCUGUUCCCCGAUCUUCUUGCCCGCGGUCAGUACGACGCUGAUGGUAGACUGUUCGGGCUCAUCCCGGUAUUCGGAUUCGGCAACUUCAACGUUCAACCGCGCAAUCUGCGUAUCCAGGGUACGGCUCAGAUACGUCAGCUCCCCAGCGGUUAUCUACAUAUGACCGAGCUGAAAGCCAACGUACGGCUUGACUCGCUGCAGAACAACAUCGAAGGAAUGCUACUUGGAGGCGAACUGUCCGAUUUACUCAACGCGGUCAUCCAGGAUCUGGUUCCGUCGGUGUUGGUUAAUUUUGCACCGGAAGUAACGGACAUCAUCUCGAGAGUCGGCAUACCGAUCGCCGAUUCCAUUUUGAACACGAUGACGCUGGACGAUCUUUUCGCGCCCCGUGCCAGCGGUUGCAGUGCAGAUAGGUCAGACAAGGUGUCAACUAAAGCCACAACAAACACCGGACUAGAGUGUCCCCUAGUUUACCUGAGAAUUCGAAGCGAAGUAAUCAUGAAGUGUGUGCUAGUGGCUUGCGCCUUGCUGGCGACGGUUGGCACGAUUGUGGCCACCGAACCGACGACAACGACUGACCUCGAGGUGGCGGCACGCAACGAUAAGCUCAGCCAGGCCGUGAUCGAUUUCCUGGAGAACAUCAAGCAAUCGAUGCCGUGUGGCAUUCCGGACCUGGGUAUCCCAGUGUUGGCACCAUUCGAGCUGGAUCAUCUGGAGUUUGACGUGGAUGAGAAGGGACUAAGCUUCAAAGGCGAACUAAACAAAGUCGUGGUCGACGGUUUGAAUGAGUUCGAAAUCAGAAAGGUUGAGAUCAAGGCACUGAAGUUGCAGCUAGAUUUUGCGUUCUUCUUCGACUCGAUCCGCAGUGCCGGCAAGUAUGCGGCCAAGGGUAAGGCGCUCGGUUUCAUUCCCUUCAAGCGCUCCGGCCCGUUCAAGUUCAACGUGAAUGGACUCGCUGUGAAUGGCACGGUUAAGGUGCAGCUUAAGGGAGACAAGGUGCAGAUCCGCGAUCUGCGUAUCGUGACAACGAUCAAGUCGGUCAAAUCCGACUUCAAGAAGCUGCUGCCGUCGCGCUUGCAGACGAUCAUUGUGAACAAGAUCAUCGAAUCGGCGGUGCCACGUAUCAUCAACGACAACCAGGAAGCCAUUACCGAUAAGAUCGAGAACAGCGUUAAGCCAGCAAUCAACGAAUUGCUGGGAGAGCUGACGCUCCAGGAUCUGAUCGAUGCCACGUCGGGCGAAGGAGGUUCAUCCCUGCCCGUCACAUGCUAGUGGACUGGUAUACAUAUGGUUAGUCGUCAAAGAUCUGCUUAAGACCUCAUCUGGAUAUUCUAGGUGAAUUGUUGUAAUUUGCUUCCAUUCGGUUGUUUGCUGUUGUGGCCAAACGUCAAAUUGGUUCAACGAGAAUACAAAAGACUUAUUAAACUACAAUCGGUAAUUCAGUUGGGCGCACAGAGA